Molecule: messenger RNA, 958 nt
Organism: Xenopus tropicalis (tropical clawed frog)
Lineage: Eukaryota; Metazoa; Chordata; Amphibia; Anura; Pipidae
Gene: cd200.4
Product: CD200 molecule gene 4
Exons: 4
Coding region: 29-958 (309 amino acids)
Cellular component (GO): membrane
Molecular function (GO): cell-cell adhesion mediator activity
Source: RefSeq, a predicted model, not a curated record
UUCUGGAGGGAAGACGUACGGUGCCAUUAUGCCCCUGCACAGGGUCCCACUGAGGGGGGAGUUUCCAUUCCAGAAGGUUACGGUUAUAUUGCUGUGUCUGGCUCAUACUGUAGUAACUGAGCCUGGGGUAAAAUGCAAGCUCCUAGGGCCUCCCGUUAUAGGGGGCAAUGCUACACUGAGGUGCCACCUCCCAGGAUCCUUUGAGGUUCUGCAGGUAACCUGGCAAAGGAGCAAAGAUGGCUUCCGAGAAAAGAUUGCUACCUACAGCAAAAGGUAUGGGGUUAAUGUACUGAGCCCCUUUACCAAACGUGUAGAGGUCAACACAGACCCAAAAAAGUCAUCCAUGAAGGUUUCUGCACUGACAGAGGAGGAUGAAGCCUGUUAUAUUUGUGUCUUCAAUGUCUAUCAGCACGGAGCCUACACUGGGCAAGUCUGUCUCCCUGCCCUGGUUUCAAACAAUGAAUUUAUUUGCUCUGCUGAUGGGUCUCAAGAGCAUAUCCCCAAAAUAACCCUGAAUCCCCCCAAAACCAACACUGACCCUACACUACAGUCAGAAGGUGGAAUAAUAAGGGCCAUACGGAAAGGCACCCUUAGAGAAAGAGAGAAUCUGACCUGUACUUUCCAGCUGCUCAGGAUGGGCCGGCAGAAACAGGAUAUUACAGAAGAAAUACCUGGGGACACUGCAUCACCUUCUACAACAGAGGUUGAAGUCUCACUACCCAGUAAUGCCAUAGGACCAGAAGUUCUGAAUGCUUUGGGAAGUCUUGUAGAAAAAUGCCUGAAGCCCACACAGCCAUUUACUGGAUUUGGGUACCGCAAAUUACGUUUCUUUUCCGGCAAGCAACCCACCCCUCAGGGAGAGGAAGAUUUUGAAUCAUGGAUGGAUCAGGCUUCACAGGCCGUAGAAGAAUGGGACAUCCCAGAAACCCAAAAAAAACAAAGAAUAGCUGAAAGUUAA